Molecule: messenger RNA, 393 nt
Organism: Lodderomyces elongisporus
Lineage: Eukaryota; Fungi; Ascomycota; Pichiomycetes; Serinales; Debaryomycetaceae
Product: sulfiredoxin
Exons: 1
Coding region: 1-393 (130 amino acids)
Biological process (GO): cellular response to oxidative stress
Cellular component (GO): cytoplasm
Molecular function (GO): sulfiredoxin activity
Source: RefSeq, a predicted model, not a curated record
AUGUCAAUUCAAACCAGAGGAUUAAAAGAAGAACUAGUACCAUUGCACGAGAUAAGACGUCCCAUCCCACCAGUGCUAGAUCAUCAAAAGAUAGACGCAAUGGUAUCUACAUUGAAAGGAGUGCCGAUGGAAUCAGCGACAUGUAAAGUUGAAGAUAUUACAGGUGGCGAAUUGCCUCCAAUUGAUGUGUUUAAGGUUAGAGAGGAAGGAAAGAAUUAUUAUUUUGCAUUUGGCGGAUGCCAUCGUUUCCAAGCCUAUGAUAGGCUAAGCCAGGAAAGUGGCAAGGAAGUAUUGGUCAAAUCUAGGAUAUUGCCUGCAACAAGAAAAACACUAAAAGUCUAUCUUGGAGCUUCAGUUGAUGAAAUGUUUAAAGACAUUGAUGAGUCAAAGUAG